Messenger RNA from Penicillium egyptiacum, 2097 nucleotides. The record is from the annotation of a GenBank genome assembly. NCBI's taxonomy places the organism in Eukaryota, Fungi, Ascomycota, Eurotiomycetes, Eurotiales, Aspergillaceae.
AUGGCUGGCCGAUCGGCGCCCUAUGGCCAAGCGUGUUUAAGCUGUUUCAAGACCAAAUGCAAGUGUAUUCCUCGUCCCGAGGGCAAUGGAUGCGAAAGGUGCCACCGUCUCAAGCGCCCAUGCCAUCCCGCCGAUGCGCUACGUCGUCGCAGCGAUAAAAAGCAAAACCCGUCGGAAGCCCGUAUCGCAAAACUCGAGGGCACACUCGGCCAGCUCGCCUCACUGAUCAAUGCGGGCAACGUCCACGGCGGCAGAGUCGAUGCAUCGUCGCAGCAGCAGCAGCAACAGCAGCAACAGCGGCAACAGCAAUCAAAUCCGCAACAACACCAGCAACAUCAACAACAGCCACCCCAUCCCAUCAUUCCAUACCCAGCUGCAGCCGUAGAAGGGAACGAAGGGAGCGGCACUGUAAAGGACUCGCGCGCCCCCUCUAUCGGUGAAAACAACGACGAUACCGAUACCGACGACGUCAGUACCUCUGCUCCUAGGUGGGCGAUGGGAAAUGUGAACGGGUUCAGCGCCAACGGCUUCCCUAUCGCCACCCCCCUCUCAUCGACCGUGUCGGGUGUGUUCAAGUCGCCUUCUGUAUCUCCGUCCUCUGCGUCGAUAUCUCUUGAAACCUUCUCCUCGCGUAUGCUGCACCACUUCCCCUUUGUUCAUUUGCCUGCCCACCUCACGGCGGAGCAGCUACGGCUAGACAGGCCGUUUUUAUUACGCGCCAUUGUUUGCGUAACAUCGGCAUCGGCUGAGGACAAGAGGGCAAGCUCCCUCGAGCUGAAGCGUGUGCUCUACGAGACGGCAUUCCUCCAACAGUCGCCGCAGCCGAACCAGCGGCAACCACAAGAGCAAACAGUCGAUCUACUGCUAGGUCUCCUUGUCUAUAUUGCGUGGGGCUGGGAGCACCUGGGCAGCCGUCCCAGUCUGUCUCGACUUAUGGCGCUGGCCAUAUCGUUGGUAGGGGAGUUGCGUUUUCUCGACCAAGCCGUACCGGAAAUCUCGCGCACAAUAAGCCACCUCGAACCAAAAGGCGGUUUUGACGAUGUGUAUGGCAGCACGACGGCGACUACGGCGAUGGAGACAACGACAACGAGUGCUGGGGCGACUGAUACCCAGCUCUACCUCGAGCGCCAGCGAGCUAUUCUAGGCUGCUUUGUGCUUGGCUCGGCCGUCUCAAACUACUUUUCCCAGGCUUAUGCGCCGCAGUGGAUACCUCAGAUGGACGAAGGCCUUGCUACCAUUAUCGCCAGCGGCAAUAGCGCCGGCGCAGAAUGUCCGUCUGAUACUGCCCUGGCUAUUCAGGUCCGGCUGCAGCUGCUAGCCAUGAAGGCUGCCCAGGUCCGGGAGCGAGCCCGACUCCCCGAUCAACCCCCACCGGAGACUCUUUCACCUCAAGCUCUUUUGUACAUCAAGGCGCUGAUGGGGCAGCUACAAGAGCUCAGGGCAUCUAUCCCUCCGGCAUUCCAGCAGCACUUUGACCUCCUCGCUCAGACGUACUACACGGAGAUGUGCAUUUUCGAGACCAUCCACAUCCAGCAGUCUGCUCGCCCGCCACCGCCGACAUGUGGGCCUACGCGUAUCUCCUGCUUUUGGCAGUCAGCGCUGGCGAUCAAGUCUUACACGUCAACCUUUUUGACCCUCUCGCCGUCUGGACUUCUUGGUGUCUCUUUCAUCCAGUGGGCUCAGCUGGCACGGUGCGUGGCCACCCUGCACCAACUCAGCACGCUCCAGGAGCGUGGCUGGGAUCCAGCCACCGUGUGCGGUCUCAUCGAUCUGCCCGUCCUGCUAUCCUGCACGGCAGACAAGCUAGAGCUCGCUGCUGCUGAGGCUGGGGAGCAGCCGGCGCCAGCCGAUGGUGUAUUCACGCAACUGGCCCGCGGCCUGCGCAUGUUCCAGUCGGCGUACCACGAUAGAGAACUGCUGGCCCAACAGGAAGAGGCACAUAAAGCAAAAGAAGCAGGAGAUAGAGCAGGAGCCAGAGCGGAUGCUGAUACGGGUAGAGUGGCGACCACGGAAGCAGGUACAGAUGGGUUGGUAUAUAGUCAACAGGCAGGAUACUUGAUGAGUCCCACAUUAUGGCUAGAUGAGUUUUUUGUUUGA